Molecule: messenger RNA, 399 nt
Organism: Eruca vesicaria subsp. sativa (arugula)
Lineage: Eukaryota; Viridiplantae; Streptophyta; Magnoliopsida; Brassicales; Brassicaceae
Source: the annotation of a GenBank genome assembly
AUGCUCAUAGAGGUUUGUAUCAUGAGGGGUUGGAGAUGGUUAGAAGGAUGGUUGGAGCUUGAUGCGUUUACGUAUCCUAGUGUUUUAAGGGCGUGUGCUACUUCCGGAUUGAUUCAGGUAGGGAAGCAGGUUCAUGGUUAUGCGUUGAGAAGGCAGGAUUUCUCGUUUCAUCUUGACAACUCUUUGGUUUCGUUGUAUUAUAAAUGUGGUAAGUUUGGUGAGGCAAGAGCUAUUUUCGAUAAAAUGCCUGCGAAAGACUUGGUUUCUUGGAACGCUUUGUUGUCUGGUUAUGUUAGCUCUGGGCAUAUAGGUGAGGCGAAGUUGCUUUUCAAGGAGAUGGAAGAGAAGAAUAUCUUGACGUGGAUGAUAAUGAUCUCGGGUUUGGAGAAGAAGGUUUGA